AUGCCAACCCUCGCUGUUUCCACAUACACCCCGAGGGAUGUCCCUCUUCCGCCAGCGCCGUCGGCCACUUACUUCUCGGAGUUGCAGUGGAAAACCUUCUAUGCGCUGGCCGACGCAGUUGUGCCCUCUAUCCACACUGCAGCAACUACCAAGUCAUCGAACGACCGGGUGAUUUCAAAUGCAGAGUGGAAUUCCGCCGUGUCGAGCUUGUCAACGGCUAUCUCUGGACCUGACGCCGUAAACCUUGCCACCCAGUACCUGCAAGAAAAUGUCUCUUCGAACCCGCAAUUCCGGGCCGCAGUGGAGCGACUCCUGGGCGACUAUGUGAAUGACGAGGGAAGAAAUGGGUUUGGUUUCAUCAUGUCAGCGCUCAACACCCGUGCUGGUUCUCUGGUCAUGACGGGCUCCACCACUCCGAUCCAGGACCAACCGAUUGAAUUCCGAGAAAAGAUCUUGCGCGGAUGGGACACCUCUCGAUUGGCUCCUCUCCGCGCCAUCUACCGAGGACUCACGGCCAUUGUUAAGAAGUGUUGGGUUAUCAGCAGUCCAACCAUAAGCCCGGUUCUGGGGUUCCCAAGCAUCCCUAUUCAUGGCGAGCAGGUCGACGGUUUCCAGUUUGAGUUUUUGCAGUUCCCUUCUGGGGAUCAGCCAGAAACGAUUGAAACCGACGUCGUUAUCGUGGGAAGUGGCUGCGGCGGUAGCGUGGCUGCAAAGAACCUCGCCGAAGCGGGCUAUCGAGUGCUGGUGGUGGAAAAGUCCUAUUCAUACCCGACCAACACGUUCCCCAUGGGCGCGAAUGAGGGAUAUACCAACAUGUUCGAGAACGGGGGCGCUGUCUCCAGUGACGAUGGCUCGAUGGCGGUCCUAGCGGGCUCAACGUGGGGUGGUGGUGGUACCGUGAAUUGGUCGGCCGCUUUACAGACCCAGGGGUAUGUCCGACAGCAAUGGGCGGAUACUGGUCUCCCUUUCUUCACCUCCCUCGACUUCCAGAAAAGCUUGGACCGCGUCUGUGAUCGCAUGGGUGUUAACGACGAUCAUGUUGAGCAUAACUACCAGAAUAAGGUGGUUAUUGAAGGCGCAAGGAAACUGGGAUAUGCCGUGAAAACAGUUCCCCAGAAUACAGGUCACGGCGAACACUACUGUGGGUAUUGCACGUUAGGAUGCGCGUCGGGUGGGAAGAAAGGCCCAACGGAGUCGUUCCUUGUGGAUGCUGCUCAGGCCGGCGCAAAAUUCAUCGAAGGAUUCCGUGCCGACAAAGUGCUAUUCACCACCGUCAAAGGCAAAAAGGUUGCUUCUGGCGUACAAGGAACUUGGAAGUCACGGGAUUCAUACUUGGGCCUCGCUGGUAUUGGGGCUGUGGAACGUCGGCUGAUUAUCAAGGCUAAGAAAGUAGUUGUAUCAGCUGGCACAUUGCAAAGUCCUCUUCUGCUGUUGCGUAGUGGUUUGAAGAAUCCUCAGAUUGGCCGAAACCUUCAUCUUCACCCUGUGCUUGCGGCUAGUGCUGUCUUUGAUGAGGAUACUCACCCCUGGGAAGGCUCUGCGUUGACAACGGUUGUCACCGAGUUUGAGGACCUUGAUGGAAAUGGACAUGGUGCGAAGAUUGAGACUGCCGCAAUGUUGCCUUCCGUGGUCAUUCCUAUCUUCCCCUGGCGAGACUCAUUGGAGUAUAAGAUGUGGGCGGCCAAGAUGCGUCACAGCACGAGCUUCAUCGUCUUAACCAAAGAACGCGAUACUGGUCGUGUCUACCCAGAUCCGGUCGAUGGACGCUGCCGGAUUGAUUACACGGUAUCUGCCUUUGACCGGAAACACAUGGUGGAGACCCUGAUUGGCAUCGCCAAGAUUGCGUAUAUCUCAGGAGCCAAAGAGUUCCAUACUGUUUACCGCGACCUUCCCCCCUUCAUCCGGCCAGAGACUUCAGACCCCGAGGCCCCUGAAGGCAUUAACAAUACGGCUCUGCAGAGUUGGAUUGCCGAGCUUCGUGCGAAGUCCCCUUUGAACCCGGAGCGUGGUUUGUUUGCCAGUGCACACCAGAUGGGUACCUGCCGCAUGAGCAAGUCACCUAAAUUAGGUGUGGUGGACCCGAAUUGUCAAGUCUGGGGCACUGACGGGUUGUAUGUCGUGGAUGCGUCCGUGUUCCCUAGCGCCAGCGGUGUGAAUCCGAUGGUCACUAAUAUGGGUAUCGCCGAUUGGGCCAGCCGAAACCUCGCGCGGGCGAUGGGAACGGUACCAGGCGAGGGCAACGUGAUGGCUCGUCUGUGA
Molecule: messenger RNA, 2259 nt
Organism: Penicillium roqueforti
Lineage: Eukaryota; Fungi; Ascomycota; Eurotiomycetes; Eurotiales; Aspergillaceae
Product: GMC family oxidoreductase
Exons: 2
Coding region: 1-2259 (752 amino acids)
Molecular function (GO): flavin adenine dinucleotide binding; long-chain-alcohol oxidase activity
Source: RefSeq, a predicted model, not a curated record